This is a messenger RNA of Camarhynchus parvulus, 5185 nucleotides long. RefSeq names its product ATP binding cassette subfamily C member 10 (gene ABCC10). The record is from RefSeq and is a predicted model, not a curated record. NCBI's taxonomy places the organism in Eukaryota, Metazoa, Chordata, Aves, Passeriformes, Thraupidae. Gene Ontology annotation, biological process: transmembrane transport. Gene Ontology annotation, cellular component: membrane. Gene Ontology annotation, molecular function: ATP binding; ABC-type transporter activity; ATP hydrolysis activity.
GUGGUGCUGCAGUGCCCCCGCUGUGCCGAGCUCGGUGCGGCGCCCGGCCCGUGGCGCUCAGCCGGCCCCGCGCUGGAGAUGGGACGGGCUGGUGCGAGCAGAAAUCCCUGUAAAGCCGAGGCCUUGCCAGGACAUCCUGUGUCUCAGACUGAAUUACCAGCAAAGGAUGGAGAACAUCCUGGCUAGCUUGUGUGGGACCAGCCCAGAAGAUCCACUCCCUGUGUGGGUUCAUGGCAGCGUUGGCCAUUGCUUUAACCAGCUGACACUAAGCGUGGUGCCUCAUGUGAUCCUUGCAGUGGUCAGUGCCUGUUUCCUUGGCACUCCGAGGUCUGCCUCUGGUGUGCCUUGCAGCUCAAGCUGGGGGUGGAGAAUCGCUACCUCCUUUGUCCUUGCUGGCUUGUUCCUUGCUGACACCAUCCCAGCCACCAUUUCCCAGCAGGAGCUGGGCCCUGUGUACCUGGAAGUGCUGGCCAAUGGCACUGCUGCCCUGGCAUGGCUGGUGCAUGCUUUCGCUCUUCUCAUGCUCUGCAGGUCCAUUCAUGGCUUCACCAGGGGCCCUGCAGCCCUGGCUCUCCUCACUGUCUUACCCCUACCUUCCUCCAUCAUCACCCUGCUGUGGUACUGCCAGAGUGGGACAGCUUGGUCCCCUGCCCACCCCGGUGCCUCUGCCAGGUUCGCCAUUCUGUGUCUGCAGCUGGCCUCUCUGCUUGCCUAUGUGGUCAGCUACCUCUUCCCCACUGCUGCCAGGCAAGACUUCCUCUCCAUCAAUCGCUCCUGGCAAGAGGAUCAGCCCGUCUCAGAGCCAGGGAUCCCAGUGUCUGACCAGCAGAGAGUGGCAGAAGAUGGUGAGAGCUGGCUCUCCCGCUUCUUUUACACCUGGAUGAACCCCCUUAAGCGUGGCUACCAGCAGAAGCUGAACCAGCCACAGGACGUCUAUGUACUUCCUCACCGGCUCCAGGCUGUCCGGGUCUGCGACCGAUUCUACUCUUGCUGGCAAAAGAAGGCAGCUCUUCAGCAAGCAGAGGAGGAGACAGUGUCUCUUACCAGCCCAAUCAUUGCUGGAGGUGAUGGGAGCAGUGAUGCUCCAGACAGCCCACACCGUGCCCAGAAAGCUGUGCACCUCCUGUCAGUCCUUCACGCGGCCUUCGGGCUCCGUUUCUACACCCUUGGACUUCUCAAGCUGGCUGACAGUCUGCUGGAUUUUUCGGGUCCUCUGCUUCUAAACUUGCUGGUGAACUUUAUGGAGUCACGGCAGGAGCCCCUGAGCCAUGGGAUUCUGUAUGCCCUUGGGCUCUUUGCUGGCUCCUUCCUGGGCGCUCUCCUGCGGAGCCAGUUCAGGUAUGAGAUGAACAAGAUGGCGCUGAUGGUGCGGGCCGCCGUCAUCUCCGCCAUCUACCGCAAGGCUCUGCGCGUCAGCAGCACCAGCCUUGCCCGCUUCACUGUGGGGGAAAUUGUCAACUUCAUGAGCACAGACACUGAUAGGUUGGUCAACUUCUGCUACAGCUUCCACGAGUUGUGGAGCCUGCCUGUCCAGCUUGCCAUUACCCUCUACCUCCUGUACCAGCAAGUGGGGAUAGCCUUCCUUGGAGGCGUGGCCCUGGCACUGCUGCUGGUGCCCAUCAACAAGAUCAUAGCUAACCGCAUCAUGGUGAACAACGAGGAGAUGCUGAAACACAAGGACACACGAGUCAAGCUAAUGACAGAGUUCCUGUGUGGCAUUCGGGUGAUCAAGUUUUAUGCCUGGGAGCAGCACUUCAGCACCAGGAUAAAAUCCUGCCGGGCUAAAGAGCUGCAGAAGCUACGGGCCAUCAGUUACCUGGAUGCUUUGUGUGUGUACAUGUGGGCAGCACUCCCUGUUGUUAUCUCCAUUGCCAUCUUUGUCACCUUUGUCCUGUUGGGUCACCAGCUCACUGCCACAAAGGUGUUCACAGCGUUGGCCCUUGUUGGGAUGCUUAUUCUACCCCUCAACAGCUUCCCAUGGGUGCUGAAUGGGAUCUUGGAGGCCAAAGUUUCCCUGGAUCGAAUCCAGCAAUUCUUUGAACUCAUGGACCAGGACCUGGAAGCUUAUUAUGCCCUAGAUAGCCCUUCAGAUACUGCUACUGCCAUGGAGAUGCAAUGUGCAGCCUUCUCAUGGGUGCCAGCUGAGGAGGAGAGCACCAGACAGCCCUCCUCCACAGGCAGUCUGCAACUGCACAUCGAGAACCUGUCAGUGAGAAAGGGAAUGCUCCUGGGGGUUGUUGGGAAGGUUGGCUCUGGCAAAAGCUCUCUGCUUGCAGCCAUCACUGGAGAGCUCAUUAAACAAAGUGGACGAGUGUAUGUUUGUGACCUGGAGCAAGGAUUUGGUCUGGCCACACAGGAGCCUUGGAUUCAGUUUACCACUGUCCGCAAAAACAUCCUUUUUGGGCGGGAAUAUGAUGCCAGGCUGUUCAAGGAGGUGCUGGAGGCCUGUGCCCUCUCCGAGGACCUAAAUAUUUUACCAGCAGGUGACCAGACAGAGGUGGGUGAAAAUGGUGUGACACUCAGUGGGGGACAGAAGGCUCGAAUAGCCCUUGCCAGAGCUGUUUACCAGGAUAAAGAACUUUACCUCCUUGAUGAUCCCCUGGCUGCUGUUGAUGCAGAUGUAGCCAAACAUAUUAUGUGGAAAUGCAUUUUUGGAAUUCUCAAACAUAAGACCAGGGUCCUUUGCACUCACAGGACAGAGUUUUUGGAGAAGGCCGAUGCCUUGUUGCUGAUGGACAAUGGCAGGAUAGUUAAGACAGGCACACCAGCUGAUAUCCUGCCACUUGUUGAAGCCUUCCCCAAGUUCAAGGAUACAGACAAGGGGGAUAAGGAUAAAGCCCCUAAUGAACAGGGACAGGAAGAGGUCAUAAAGACAGAGGCAGAAGAACCAACCCAAAACCAUAAUCUCAUCCACAAGGAGGAAGAGAAGAAAGAAGGGGCAGUGGCUUUUCAGGUGUACAAGGCCUAUUGGAUGGCAAUGGGCAGCUGCUUAGCAAUAUCAAUCCUCUUCUCACUGUUGCUGAUGCAAGCAUCCAGAAAUAUCUCGGAUUGGUGGCUGUCAUACUGGAUCUCCAGCAUAUCCCAGACAGCAAAUACCUCUGUGAUGGCCUGCUCAGCUUCCCUGCCUUCCCCAGAGCUGCUUCUCUUCUCCACUGCUGGGCUUGUUUCCCCCAUUCAAGAUCUGGACAAGACCCCAGCCCCUCCCAAUGUCUCAGUGGAUGUGUAUUUCUACCUGAUAGUGUAUGGGAGCAUUGCAGGGGCCAAUUCCCUCUUCACCAUUAUUCGGGCGUUCCUUGCUUAUGGUGCUCUCCGUGCUGCCUCUGUCAUUCACGACCGACUGCUCCAAAGGGUUCUGAAGGCCACAGUCACCUUCUUUGAUAGCACACCAACAGGCCGCAUCCUGAACCGCUUCUCCUCGGACCUGUACUGUGUGGAUGACAGCCUGCCAUUCAUCCUCAACAUCUUCCUAGCCAACAUCUACGGGCUCUUGGGCAUGCUGGUGAUAAUGACCUAUGGCCUCCCUUGGAUUGGUCUGGUCUUGCUCCCUCUGGCUGUAGUCUACUUCUUCAUCCAGCGCUAUUACCGAUUCACAUCGCGGGAGCUGAAGCGCCUGCACAGCAUCACCCUAUCUCCCAUUUACACCCACUUCUCAGAGACCCUCUUGGGACUGAGCACCAUCAGAGCCAUGCGGGCAACAAAGAGGUUUGAGUUGGAGAAUGAGCUGCAUCUGGAGCAGAACCAACGCUGUCUCUUUGCCAGCAAAACAGUGAUGGAGUGGCUGGACAUCCGCUUGCAGAUGAUUGGGGUUGCUGUGGUUACUGCUAUAGCAGGGAUUGCCAUCAUCCAGCACCAGAAGCAGCUGGGAAAUCCAGGACUUGUGGGCCUGGCAUUGUCAUAUGCUCUGUCUGUCACACACCUGCUCUCAGAUCUCAUUGACAGUUUCACUCACACAGAGAUGAUGAUGGUGAGUGUGGAGCGGACAGAGGAGUACACCACAGACAUCCCCAUGGAGCCUCAGGAUAAAUUGGUCCAGGUUUCUGCUGACUGGCCAAGCAAGGGGCUUGUGGAGUUCCAGCAGGUGGUCCUGGCAUACAGACCAGGCUUGCCUAAUGCACUUGAUGGCGUGAGUUUCACUGUUUACCCUGGAGAGAAGCUGGGCAUUGUGGGUCGCACAGGAUCUGGGAAAUCCAGCCUUUUCUUGGCCCUUUUCCGUAUGGUGGAGAUGAAAUCGGGCCAGAUUCUCCUCGAUGGUAUUGACAGCCAGCUGGUGGGCUUGGAGGAGCUGAGGUCUAGGCUGGCCAUCAUUCCGCAGGAUCCAUUUUUGUUCAGUGGCUCAAUCAGAGAAAACCUGGAUCCCCAGGGAAAGCGGACGGAUGCUGAGCUCCGGGAGGUGCUGGAGCAGUGCCACCUGUGGGAUGCUGUUACUCAGAUGGGUGGACUGGACAGCGAGCUGGGAGAGAGGGGAAGGAGUCUGUCUGUGGGACAGAGGCAGCUGGUGUGUCUGGCCAGAGCCCUCCUGACGCAGGCCAAGGUGCUGUGCAUCGAUGAGGCCACAGCCAGCGUGGAUCAGCAGACAGACCAGCUGCUGCAGCAGACCAUCCGCCAGCGCUUCACCGACAAAACUGUUCUGACCAUUGCUCACAGGCUGAACACCAUCCUGGACUCGGACCGUGUGCUGGUGAUGCAUGCUGGGAGAGUGGCAGAGCUGGAUUCACCCACCCGCCUCAGCCAGAAAGAUGGCUCCUUGUUCCAGCACCUCCUGCACAGCAGGCAGCAAUGAUCUCCCUCCUGGGCUCAGCCCAGGCAGCCCUUCCAGCUGGGUGGCUGGCAUUCCUCACACCUCAGACACCAGCCCUGUCCCUGCAGGGCCAGGAGCUGCUGAGGUGAGGGAGGGGCUUAUUCCUGCCUGCAGGCAGCAGUUGUGUGUCCUCAGGGACAGGAGUGUGGCACUGUGGCCUUUCCUUUAAUAGGGAAGAUGUGACCUGCUGUUCAGAGUUAUGCAAGCCUGGGUGGUGGGAUCCUGCUCCCCUCCAAGGCUUCCCUUUGAGAUUACAGAGGGAUUUUCUACUCACUGAAGAAUCAGUAACUCCUAGUUUGAGACUUAGUCUGACAUAUGCAAUGUAAAAUAAAGUGGAAAUAUCCUGUGAAGCUGUUGAUUCAAGUCCUUGGCCCUUUUCCUCACCAG